Molecule: messenger RNA, 773 nt
Organism: Rana temporaria (common frog)
Lineage: Eukaryota; Metazoa; Chordata; Amphibia; Anura; Ranidae
Gene: ATP5PO
Product: ATP synthase peripheral stalk subunit OSCP
Exons: 7
Coding region: 79-714 (211 amino acids)
Biological process (GO): proton motive force-driven mitochondrial ATP synthesis
Molecular function (GO): proton-transporting ATP synthase activity, rotational mechanism
Source: RefSeq, a predicted model, not a curated record
ACGUCGCCGGACGUACGACGUGACCUGAGCGGUAGGAGGCGGGGACUGUGUGACCUACAGCAGCGACCGGAGGAGAAGAUGGCAGCGGUUGGCAGGAUCUCCUUGAAGGUGCGCUCCUUCAGCACUAGCGUGACCAGACCAGCUGGCAGUCUGGUUAGGCCCCCAAUCCAGGUGUAUGGUCUGGAAGGUCGCUAUGCCACCGCUCUCUACUCUGCUGCUUUCAAGGAGAAGAAGCUGGAUCAGGUGGAGAAGGAUCUGACUCGAGUAUUGGCACUUGUUAAAGACCCAAAACUGUCCUUCAUCAUUACUAACCCCCAUGUGAAGCGCUCACUGAAACAGAAGACUAUUACCGAUAUCGUAACAAAGGAAAAGUUUACCCCUGUCACCGCCAACUUUUUCAAUUUGCUUGCGGAGAACGGUCGUCUUAAUAACACUACUGAUGUAAUCAACGCCUUUGGCAAGAUCAUGAGUGCACAUCGAGGAGAGGUGCUGUGCUCCGUCACUACUUCUUCACCUCUGGAUGAAGCAAAUUUGACAGAAUUGAAGACUGCCCUGAAUGCCUUCCUCGCCAAAGGGGAAUCUUUAAAAUUGGAGACCAAGACGGACCCCACUAUCCUGGGAGGAAUGCUUGUCAGCAUUGGGGACAAAUACAUUGACAUGUCAACAAAAACCAAGAUCCAGAAACUGACCAAGAUCAUGACAGAUACUGUCUGAGCGUAAUAUUAUAUAUAUUGAUUGCCAGUAGCUGAAUAAAUCCUUUUACUGAGUGCUGU